Molecule: messenger RNA, 864 nt
Organism: Prorocentrum cordatum
Lineage: Eukaryota; Dinophyceae; Prorocentrales; Prorocentraceae
Source: the annotation of a GenBank genome assembly
GCUGGCCUUCGACGGCCAGGCCGGUACCUUCCAGUUCGCUCUUGGCAACGGCGCGCCGCCCGCAGCAGCAGAUCAGGGCGUGGAGCUACUCCUGCCUGCGCCCACGGCGCAGGAGAUACGCGACAAGGCUGCCGGAGAGCAGUGGCCUGUCCACGUGUCAAAGGCCACUGCGACAGACCGUGACAUCCGCGUGCAGCGCGGGAACGUGCAGCAUGCGCUGAACGCCCAUGGCGGCGAGGCCUUCAGGGGCGGCAAGUGGAAGGAAAAGGGGUGGUCACAGAUGCGGCGGUGGUUCACGGAGAAGAAGAGGGGGUGGACGGGCGAACUCGUGUCCCUGCCGCCGCCGCCGCCUUUGCUGGCUUUGCCAGCGCCGCUUCAACCACCAGCGCCGCCAGAGCCGCAGGCAGAGCAGCCAGCACCGCUUCAACCACCAGCGCCGCCAGAGCCACAGGCAGAGCAGCCAGGACUCCACGAGCCAGCCCCGCCUCAAGCUGCAGGGCCGCUGGAACCGAACCAGGAAGCGGACAAGGACAGCAGCACCAAGGGCAGCGACGAGGGCUGCAGCGACUCCGAGACCGCAGAGGAAAAGCAGGAUGAGCAGAGCCAGGAGGAGGAGAGCCAGGAGGAGCAGAGCCAGGGAGGGGAGAGCGAGACCCUCACCGAGAAGCUCACGGCCGCCGCUUUUCUUGAGAGCGAGUUUCGCCUGGAGAGCCGCCUUCUCCGCGAGGCAAACGAGCAGCUCCAGGAGGAGAACGGGGAGCUGCAGCAGGAGAGGGACCAGCUUCUGGAGAGCCGCGAGGACUACCUUAAAGAGAACAGCUCCUUGGAGCGCGAGAACAGCGCCCCAAGCUCGAGCUGCGGAAG